Molecule: messenger RNA, 2076 nt
Organism: Lottia gigantea (owl limpet)
Lineage: Eukaryota; Metazoa; Mollusca; Gastropoda; Lottiidae
Exons: 6
Coding region: 1-2076 (691 amino acids)
Molecular function (GO): protein binding
Source: RefSeq, a predicted model, not a curated record
AUGUUAAAGUUGGUUACUGUACUUUCAUUUGUGGCAUUGGUGUAUACAGCAUUACCACCACCACAUAGUAACCAUCCACACCAUCAUCAUGGUACCUCAAUCUGUGCUUUUAUAACUAAUGCCGACUGUUCUAUCUUUGCCACUCAUCAAGUAUGUGCUACUGAUGGUAAAACCUACAACAACCAAUGUGAGUUUUCUAAAGCUCAUUGUUCCAACAUAGAUUUACAUGCAUCUCAUAAUGGUACUUGUGACCCAACUGAACAAAAGCCAGACCCUAAUGUACAUGGUAAUGAAUUAGUCUACAGUUUCUUCUGUGCCAACCUACAGCAUUCACAUUGUGGUAAUGAUAUGGAGAUAGUUUGUGGUACAGACAUGAACACGUAUGAUAACUUAUUUAUACAACAUGAACAAUUCAUCUACAAGUCACGAUCAUUUGGAUCUGAGAAUGGUAUGUUAAAAAUAAAACAAAAGAAUGAUAAUGUUAUAAUAUAUGACCUAAAUGGUAUGUUUAGAAUAAAACUAAAGAAUGAUAAUGUUAUAAUAUAUGAUCAGAAUGGUAUGUUAAGAAUAAAACUAAAGAAUGAUAAUGUUAUAAUAUAUGAUCAGAAUGGUAUGUUAAGAAUAAAACAAAAGAAGAAUAAUGUAAUAAUAUAUGACCAGAACGGUAUGUUAAGAAUAAAACUAAAGAAUGAUAAUGUUAUAAUAUAUGACCAGAAUGGUAUGUUAAGAAAAAAACUAAAGAAAGAUAAUGUUAUAAUAUAUGACCAGAACGGUAUGUUAAGAAUAAAACUAAAGAAAGAUAAUAUUAUAAUAUAUGACCAGAAUGGUAUGUUAAGAAAAAAACUAAAGAAAGAUAAUAUUAUAAUAUAUGACCAGAACGGUAUGUUAAGAAUAAAACUAAAGAAUGAUAAUGUUAUAAUAUAUGACCAGAAUGGUAUGUUAAGAAUAAAACUAAAGAAUGAUAAUGUUAUAAUAUAUGACCUAAAUGGUAUGUUAAGAAUAAAACUAAAGAAUGAUAAUGUUAUAAUAUAUGACCUAAAUGGUAUGUUAAGAAUAAGACAAAAGAAUGAUAAUGUUAUAAUAUAUGACCAGAAUGGUAUGUUAAGAAUAAAACAAAAGAAUGAUAAUGUUAUAAUAUAUGACCUAAAUGGUAUGUUAAGAAAAAAACUAAAGAAAGAUAAUAUAAUAUAUGACCAGAACGGUAUGUUAAGAAUAAAACUAAAGAAAGAUAAUGUUAUAAUAUAUGACCAGAACGGUAUGUUAAGAAUAAAACUAAAGAAUGAUAAUAUUAUAAUAUAUGACCAGAAUGGUAUGUUAAGAAAAAAACUAAAGAAAGAUAAUAUUAUAAUAUAUGACCAGAACGGUAUGUUAAGAAUAAAACUAAAGAAAGAUAAUAUUAUAAUAUAUGACCAGAAUGGUAUGUUAAGAAAAAAACUAAAGAAAGAUAAUAUUAUAAUAUAUGACCAGAACGGUAUGUUAAGAAUAAAACUAAAGAAAGAUAAUAUUAUAAUAUAUGACCAGAAUGGUAUGUUAAGAAAAAAACUAAAGAAAGAUAAUAUUAUAAUAUAUGACCAGAACGGUAUGUUAAGAAUAAAACUAAAGAAUGAUAAUGUUAUAAUAUAUGACCAGAAUGGUAUGUUAAGAAUAAAACUAAAGAAUGAUAAUCUUAUAAUAUAUGACCAGAAUGGUAUGUUAAGAAUAAAACUAAAGAAUGAUAAUGUUAUAAUAUAUGACCUAAAUGUUAUGUUAAGAAUAAAACUAAAGCAUGAUAAUGUUAUAAUAUAUGACCAGAACGGUAUGUUAAGAAUAAAACUAAAGAAUGAUAAUGUUAUAAUAUAUGACCAGAAUGGUUUGUUAAGAGUAAAACUAAAGAAAGAUAAUGUUAUAAUAUAUGACCAGAACGGUAUGUUAAGAAUAAAACUAAAGAAUGAUAAUGUUAUAAUAUAUGACCAGAAUGGUAUGUUAAGAAUAUGUAUCAGUAGGUGGUGUGAUGUGUCGCAAAGAUUAGAAUUUUACAAAAUCAAACGUCAAUCUGUAUAUUCUACCUUCCUUCAGAGGGGAUCAAAUCUAGACUAG